AUGGAGAUCUCGGACGACUAUUCGCACUUCGACAAGCUCGGCGACUUUCUUCCAACGGUGGUGUCUGGCGAUCCAGAUGCCGAGAUAGAGAUAAUCUACAUGGACGACGAUAGUGUAGAAAGCGUGGGGGGCGUGGAGCCCGAGUCGGGCGGUUCCUUUGACGUGGGGAUAGCGUUUGGUGAUGGCCGGGACUGCUCCUCAUCGCAGGCGUUCUUGCAGCGAGUAGGCGUGAAGGUUGUGGGGUGCGGCUUGACGCUGGCGCAUUUGAGCUUCCAGGGGAUGAGCGUGGUGACGACAUGCCUAGGGGCUGGCAUGGACACGGAGGUGGCCACAGUUGGGUUCGGGCGAUCUGUGCCUGAGUCCUGCGACACAGAUGAGGUGCUAAAAGCGAGCGUAGAAGCCGCUGAAACCGCCAGUUGGGACUAUGCCAGCGGUAGCACCAGCAGCACAUGGGCGGCAGAUAGGUGCACAGAGCUGGUGAACGUGGUCGAUGCCGCUGGCGCGUCGGCAUUUAUCGCCAUCAAGGAGGACGAGCCUCUGUCGUUUGAAACAAGCUCGGACAACUGCGAGUACCGCACCGUCGGCGUGACGUUCGAAACGUGGGCAGGCAGCUCGAUCAAAGCAGCGUUCUUCGACUUGGAGGUGGACGAGGGGAACUUGUCAGCCAUCGACGGGUACGAAUCUGGGAGCAGCGGGUUCGACUUCGCCAUAGCCUUCGACGGGGAUAGCGACGUCGUUAGCGUCGACCUGAGGGGGUGCGGUCUUACCGUGGACAGCUUCGCAGGCAACCGUGCUACCUUUGUCGUUACCGGGAGCGGCAACACGUACAUCCUCGGCGACUCUAGCCUGGACUGCGUGGUGGAGUUUACGGACACCCCUGCUCCCACCUCGACGGGCACCACUUUCUCGCCGACCGAUACGCUUGCCCCUGGCGCUACGCUUGCCCCUGGCGCUACGCUAGCCCCGGGUGCUACGCGUGCUCCUGGCGCUACCCUUGCUCCUGGUGCGACGCUUGCCCCAGGAACUACUCUUGCCCCAGGAACUACAUUUGCUCCUGGUGCUACGCUGGCCCCACCAGCUACUCUUGCUCCUGGCGCUACGCGUGCUCCUGGUUCCACGCUAUUUCCUGGCGCUACCCUUGCUCCAGGGCAAACGGGCUUUCCCUCUAGCUUGGCACCAUCAUCUUCGAACUCGUCCAUGUCCCCGACCUCCUCCCCGACCUCCUCACCGACGGGGUCCUCCAUGUCGCCCACGGCUGUCCCUACCGCUGCACCGACUGCGGCACCGACGAUGGUGGGGGGAGGAGCCGUCGGCGCAACCGUCACGGGAUCCCUGACGGUUGUUGGGGAGGACGGCCGACGCCGCAUGUCCGAACCGGUGUCGCCGACCUUGUCGCGGCACGUCCGUCGAGAUGAGACGAAAAGUCUCAUCCACCACCAGCCGGAGACGGACCUUGUCGCGGAAGCCAGAGAUCCCGUUGGCGGCUUUUAUGGCGCGUUGGGGGGGCAGCGGCGGUGGCUGCAGGAGGGAGAGGAGGACUCGGGGAGCGAGACGGUGGACAUAGACUUCGAGGUUAGUGUGCCAGCUGACGACGGCGGGAUCGGGUCGUCAGCGUCGCGCGUGGCGGCGAUGGUGAACGAGUUCGCCGAUUCGGGGCUGGCCGCGCUGGCCGACUCUCUUGGGGUAGAACCGGAGGACAUCAGCUUAUCCGACCUAGCGUUCUGCAUCGGCACCACCAACUGCGGCAACGUCUCGACAAUGGUAUCGACCAUGUCCGCGGUCGACGAGCUCGGCACGAGCGGGCCAUGGGAGAACUUCUUGACAAACGGCGGCUUGCUCCUGCUGGCCCUCUUCGGCACCUUGUGUGUCUGUUUCUGCGCCGCGGGUGUGUGCUUCCACUGCCUGUUCAACGGCGGGGGCUACGAAGACGUCGAGCUCCUCAAGCCGGUACCGGCGGUCCCCGCUAAGCACACGGUCGACAAGGAGAAGGAGCAGGUGUCUCCCCGAGUGUUCGACCUCUCGAGGAUGUCCAACCGAAGACUCGGGGCCCCCGAUCACGACAAACAUUCCGAUGGAGACUUUCCCCAGGGGUCACGGGGCGACAGCAAGAUGGGUGGUGGUGACUUCAUGGAGGCCGGGAUUCGCACCGUGUCUCCGGCGACUUCGAAGACCACGAUCGGCUCGGUCCACUGGAUGUCUCAGUUCGGCCAGAAGAACUCCGCAGAAUACGACCUACAGAACCCGCUGAGGGUACCCGGGGACAGUGUGGAGGGAACCCGUCGCUUCGGAGACAUGGCAAUGGGAAAGACCCAGACAGAAGAGGCCGGUCUGAUUGGCCACUACGGAGAUGAUCGCUCAGAGGGAGAGUUCAAAACCACGAACCCGAUGUUCCUGGGCGCAGACCUCGACAGCGCCAGCCCUAGCCCCCAGCCGAUGCCCCCUUCGCUGGCUCCUCUCGGCUCCGGCACCGGCGUGUCCUCAUCCGGUGGAGGCUACGGCGUGUCCCUGUCCUCCAACAACCCCCUGUUCGGCACCGGUGGCUCGUCGUCGUCCUCGCUGCUAUCCGCUUCGAAUGCGGCCGGCGCUGGUGGCGCCGUGCGCAGGGGGGCGCUCUCUGGUUCGCGAUCACCGCCGACCAUGCUGGGGGCGGCGGGAAACCGGAGCAGCAACGGAAGCAUAGGGCGGAUGAGCUCGAUUGAGGUUGCCACUGCGGUGCUUUCGGAGCGUGACGAGUCUAGCGACGGAUCGGAGCACGGCGGUGACAAGCCACCCGGCGACGACGCACUGCCCGACAUCUUCGUGGCCAGGCGAUCGCCAAGUAGUUCCGCGGCGGGGGGUGGGGGCUCCGUCGCUGAAGAGGGACGGGGCCCCGCGGGGGGAGGAAGGGGCAGGGUGGUGACGCCAACCAGCUCUCUAGGCGGUGGUGGCGAUGUGUAUGGCGGUCUCGCUAGCGCGAGUCCUAGCGUUAGCCCGGCGGUCGUGAUGGGCGGCUCGAGCGCUGGCCGGGCGGCGGCGGGGUCAGGGGUGGCGUUAGCGGCGCAGGCCGGCGGGGGGGAGUCGGGCAGCGAAGACGAGUUCUCGGAGGACGCCGCCGCUAGCGCGUGGUCGGACGACAGAGAAGGCCUUCGCCCGUCGUCCAAGCUGCCGUCGGACCCUUCGCAGGAGAGCUCUACCGCUAGCGCGACGACGACACGGAGCGGCACUGCUGUAACGGAAGAAGCCGCUGCGGUCGCCGCCGAAGCGAGGCCCGUAGAGGAGCAGCGGCAGGGCACAGAGGGAGCACCGGCGCCGACGCCGGCGCCGGUACCGGCACCGGCACCGGCUUCGGCGGAACGAAGGGCGGGAGUAGCGGAGCAAACCGCCCCGGCUCCAGGGGCGAGCGAUACGCGGCGUGGCAGCGGCGGCGGCGGCGGCGGAAGCAUUUCAGCCUGGAGAAACACGUGGCAAGGGCUGAUGAGUGUAGGAUCCAGCCGCGGACGGAGUCGGACGCAAACCGGCGGCACCGCCUCGUCACCGUUAAGGCAAUCGCAAUCAAGUCAACAUCGACAACACCAGUCGGCGACUGCACGUUGGUCGUCCCCUCGCGACGCGCCCGCAACUUCGGCCGGUGACCCCGCGGGGCCCGCACCGGGGGGGGGAGGGGAGUCGUUCGGCGGGGGGUCUCCGUCGCCGCCGGUGAUCCGAGGGGGCAGGGUCGUGGCGGCGGUGGCGGAGGCGGCCGCGGAGGCGGCGGCGGAGGAGGACGCGAAGAAACGAGGCGCCGAGAGGACGGCCGACGAAGGGCCGCCUGCAGCGGCGGGGAGAGGCGGCGUCCAGCCGGCCAUCGGCGCCGCCACGGGAGAGGUGUCGACGCCGCAGAUGCAGGGGGCUUCGAUGCCCGGCCGUCUCGGGUCGCCCCAGGAGCUGUCGCCGACAACGCCGCCCACGACGAAGAGAGAGGACCCCGUUGCCGACACCGCCGCGGCAAGGAGAGGUGGCGGCGGCGUCAGCGAAGCGUCCGCGAUGACCGCGGACCCGGCCGAAGUCAGCGGCGGGGACGGUAGAACCGUGCUGGGACGCCUUGGCCUGACGCUUUCGUCGCACAACGAGGUUUUCCCGAGCAGGGUUAUGCUGUCCCCCGGGACAGACUCUGAUCCGGGGUCUUCGCCCUCACCGGAGGUGCUCGUGCGGCGGUCCAGCCGGCCGUUUAGCGGUGGAGACGUGGGCCAAGAGAGUUUCGCGCCACCUCCUCAAGAAGAAGGCGCCGCCGCGCAGAGAGAAGAGGAGGCCGAGAUCGGCGAGGGCGCUCAAUCGGCCGUCACCCACGAGCCAACCCCGUCCCCCGCCGAUGUUCACGGGGUCACCAUCUCUCCUCCGUCGGCGUCGGACUCGAGCCUGGGGAGCAACCUGUGGUGCUCCGGUCCCUUCGCGAGGAGCACGUUCGGGAAGUCGAUGGGUGGACAGGGAGCUGAGGAGGCCCGCGACGGGCUGUUGGCGACGAGGUCCGGCAAGAUGAGGGCGCUGGGCACGUUGGAUCUCAUGCAGGCCGGGCUGGAGGGGAUCAUGGCAGGAGUUCACUUCCCUGGGGAGGCGUUGCCCAGGCCGGGGUACUCCCCUGGCAUGGAUUCAUCACGCGAGUACUCGGAAAGCGACGACGACGAUACCCCCGGGGGCGGGAUGCUCAAGGGGGAAGGGCUAGUCUAGUUGGGUUUGGUUGGUGCUGUCCUUUUCUCUCUUGUAAUAUUAUUCACUACUGCCGCGACCAUGCUGUUGCAUGGGCGGAGGCGUGCCUCACGCAAGGGGAGGGGUUGUACUGGCUGCAUGUUUUGUGCGGAUCGACGGGAUGACUUCGCAGGUUGCGUGAUGGUGUCAUAGAGAUGGUAUUCAUGCAGGUGGGGUGCGAUUGGAUUUUUGAUGGUAGGGGGGGUGUUUGUUUGAUACCCGUCAUGUUUUGAGCGCGCGACGCCGCGAGGUUUGAGCGUGAUUUUUGUAUAACUACUUUUGCGGCUGCAGUCGAGGUUAAUUGUCAACGCAUCCAUCCACAUUGCAGUGGCAACCCCCCCCCCCCC
This is a messenger RNA of Ectocarpus siliculosus, 5048 nucleotides long. The record is from the annotation of a GenBank genome assembly. Lineage: Eukaryota; Phaeophyceae; Ectocarpales; Ectocarpaceae.